UUAGCUUUGUCGGUUUCCUUUCUCCAUUCCUAGUUCUUCCCACCUCUCUCUCUCUCUCUCUCUCUCUCUCUCUCUCCACCAUCAUCACUCACAUUCUGCUAGUGCCCCAUUAUAAAACCUUCAACCUUUGACCUUUUUCAUUCACUCUUUCCCCUUUUUGUUAACAUUCCCUCUUCCAUUGUUUUCUGGGUAUCUCUUGUUUCUGUCUCUGAAUUCUGUUUUCUUCAGUUUCUGGUUGGCUUUCUCUGUCAUGGAUCUCUGUGCAUUUGCUUGUCCUGCCUUUGUGAACCGAGUCACACCUUCUGAGCCUCGAAGAUUACUUCAUUCUCAAUGGGGUGUUGAUUUGCUCAGCCUCUCUCAGCUCAGACACUACCAGGUGAAGAAAAAGUGUGGUGGUGGGGUUUAUGCUUCACUAUCAGAGAGGGGGGAGUAUUAUUCUCAAAGACCGCCAACUCCGUUACUGGACACCAUAAAUUAUCCAAUUCAUAUGAAAAAUCUCUCUGCCAAGGAGCUGAAACAACUAGCGGAGGAACUGCGUUCUGAUGUUAUUUUCAGUGUUUCUAGAACUGGGGGUCAUUUGGGCUCAAGCCUUGGUGUUGUGGAACUCACUGUUGCCCUACACUAUGUCUUCAAUGCCCCUCAGGACAAGAUACUGUGGGAUGUUGGUCACCAGUCAUAUCCACAUAAAAUACUCACUGGUAGAAGGGGUAAGAUGCAUACCUUGAGACAGACUGAUGGAUUAUCUGGGUUUACAAAACGCUCUGAGAGUGAAUUUGAUUGUUUUGGAACUGGUCACAGCUCAACAACUAUUUCAGCUGGACUUGGAAUGGCUGUUGGAAGAGAUCUGAAGGGAAAAAAGAAUAACGUAAUUGCUGUUAUUGGUGAUGGGGCCAUGACAGCAGGGCAAGCUUAUGAAGCUAUGAAUAAUGCUGGAUAUCUCGAUUCUGACAUGAUUGUUAUUCUAAAUGACAACAAACAGGUCUCUCUGCCGACUGCUAAUCUUGAUGGACCGAUACCACCGGUAGGAGCUUUGAGCAGUGCACUCAGUAGAUUACAAUCAAACAGACCACUUAGAGAACUCAGAGAGGUCGCCAAGGGGUUAACGAAACAAAUUGGAGGGCCUAUGCAUGAAUUGGCCGCAAAGGUUGAUGAAUAUGCUCGUGGCAUGAUCAGUGGUUCUGGAUCAUCACUUUUUGAAGAGCUUGGACUUUACUAUAUUGGUCCUGUUAACGGUCAUAACAUAGAUGAUCUUGUUGCCAUUCUCAAUGAAGUUAAAAGUACCCAAACAACUGGUCCUGUUUUAAUUCAUGUUAUCACAGAAAAAGGCCGGGGAUACCCAUAUGCAGAGAAAGCAGCAGACAAGUACCAUGGAGUUACCAAGUUUGACCCAACAACUGGAAAGCAAUUCAAAGCCAAGGCUACCACCCAGUCCUACACAACAUACUUUGCAGAGGCUUUAAUUGCAGAAGCUGAAGCUGACAAAGACAUUGUUGCAAUCCAUGCUGCAAUGGGAGGUGGAACUGGCAUGAAUCUCUUCCUCCGCCGUUUCCCAACAAGAUGCUUUGAUGUGGGGAUAGCGGAACAGCAUGCUGUUACAUUUGCUGCAGGUCUAGCUUGUGAAGGUGUUAAGCCUUUCUGUGCCAUUUACUCAUCAUUCAUGCAGAGGGCUUAUGACCAGGUGGUGCAUGAUGUAGAUCUGCAGAAGCUGCCUGUAAGAUUUGCAAUGGACAGAGCUGGAUUAGUUGGAGCAGACGGUCCCACGCAUUGUGGUGCUUUUGAUGUCACUUUUAUGGCAUGCCUCCCUAACAUGGUGGUGAUGGCUCCUUCUGAUGAAGCAGAGCUUUUCCACAUGGUUGCCACUGCAGCAGCCAUUGACGAUCGACCGAGUUGUUUCCGGUACCCAAGGGGAAACGGCAUUGGUGUUGAACUACCAAAAGGGAACAAAGGCAUUCCUCUUGAGGUUGGAAAAGGUAGGAUACUUAUUGAAGGAGAAAGAGUGGCCCUGUUGGGCUAUGGAAGUGCUGUUCAGAACUGUUUGGCUGCAGCUUCCUUAGUGGAACGUCAUGGCUUACGCAUAACCGUUGCCGAUGCACGAUUCUGCAAGCCAUUGGAUCGGUCCCUGAUUCGCAGCCUGGCAAAAUCACAUGAGGUUCUGAUCACAGUAGAAGAAGGAUCAAUUGGAGGAUUUGGUUCUCAUGUUGCUCAGUUCAUGGCCCUUGAUGGCCUUCUAGAUGGAAAAUUGAAGUGGAGGCCAGUGGUUCUUCCAGAUCGAUAUAUUGAGCAUGGGUCGCCUAAUGAUCAAUUGUCUUCAGCUGGUCUUGCACCAUCUCACAUAGCAGCAACUGUGUUCAACAUUCUUGGACAGACAAGAGAGGCACUAGAAGUCAUGUCAUGAAAGAUAAUGUAGUGUAGGGGGUUCAAAUUUUCAGUCCCCACAAUGUACAAAGAAAUCAUGAUUCACCUUGUGUAAUUUGAAGAAGUAACAUAUUGAUGUAAAUUUAUUUGAGUGGAUCAUGCAGGCUUUCAAAUUAUCAAA
Lotus japonicus is the source of this 2536-nucleotide messenger RNA. Its product is annotated as probable 1-deoxy-D-xylulose-5-phosphate synthase, chloroplastic. The coding region runs from base 251 to 2395 and encodes 714 amino acids. The transcript is spliced from 10 exons. Gene Ontology annotation, molecular function: 1-deoxy-D-xylulose-5-phosphate synthase activity. Gene Ontology annotation, cellular component: chloroplast. Gene Ontology annotation, biological process: terpenoid biosynthetic process; chlorophyll biosynthetic process. NCBI's taxonomy places the organism in Eukaryota, Viridiplantae, Streptophyta, Magnoliopsida, Fabales, Fabaceae. The record is from RefSeq and is a predicted model, not a curated record.